GGGGGAGGAGUGAUCAGUUGAGAUGAGCAUCUGGUGCAAGAUCCUUUAAAGAAGGAGGGUGUGUUGUUUUUGGGUGAAAAUCUAUGCCUACUAUUGCUGCUUCGUGCUGGAAAUGCUGAAAAUGGGGUUUUAAUUUGUGGAUCAGCCUUUGGAACUCAAGAAACAAAAAGUUCACUUUCUCGAAAUCUGCCAAUUUCCAUGCUGGAGUAAACAGCAUCGCGCUGCUUGGUGUGAACGUUGGGUUACCGAACAUAGGCCACCGUUUUGAAAGAUGGAGCACUGCCACGGACCUGUUAACUUACAUGUGCUAGACCAUGGUACACGAGACUUGUCACAACAAAAACGGUCUUACAAGGUUGGAAUGAAAGGAGAAGCCAUAAACUUGUAUUCGCCAAGUAAAAUAUCGUCCGUUGAUUGGAUGAAAGCAUCUCUCGCAGCAAACAGGCAACAGCCACUAACUUGGUACAAGGCUUACUUCAACGCACCAAAUGGGAACGAGCCGUUGGCUUUGGAAAUGAGUAGCAUGGGAAAGGGGCAAGUGUGGAUCAACGGGCAGAGCAUUGGAAGAUAUUGGACAACCUACGCGAAGGGGCAAUGCAGCGGUUGUAGGUACGAAGGAACGUAUCGACAAGGAGAGUGCCAAGAUGGAUGUGGGAAGCCAACACAAAGAUGGUACCAUGUUCCAAGGUCAUGGCUGAAGCCCACCCAAAAUUUAUUUAUUGUUUUUGAGUGGUGAUGCUUCCAAGAUUUCCCUUGUUAAAAGAUCACUUGCUUAUGUAUAGAAUAUGCGACUUAGAUGGAUAGAUUAUUAUAAAUAAUUAAGCUCCAAAUUUGAAUACUCCAUUCUUUGUAAAUUAUGGAUAUUAUUGAAACGCCUAUGUAAUAUGCAAGGAAGAGAGGAAUAUUUGAUUUGUAAAUUAUGGAUACUCUUGAAACACCAAUGUAUUAAUAUUAUGCAA
Molecule: messenger RNA, 959 nt
Organism: Salvia hispanica
Lineage: Eukaryota; Viridiplantae; Streptophyta; Magnoliopsida; Lamiales; Lamiaceae
Product: beta-galactosidase 5-like
Biological process (GO): carbohydrate metabolic process
Molecular function (GO): hydrolase activity, hydrolyzing O-glycosyl compounds
Source: RefSeq, a predicted model, not a curated record